AUGGUGAAACCUAUAAGAUUUCCACCGUUAAAAUUCAAAGGUUUUCAUUCGGUGCCAACAUUGAUGAAAUUAUUAAAUAACGGUCACACGGUACAGUUGGAAUUAAAUUCAUCGAAUCGAUUACCGACCGUAUCAGGUGGUCCUUUAUCCGGUUCUUACGCAUUUUCUCAAUUACAUUUUCAUUGGGGGGAUAAUGAUUUAAUCGGUUCAGAAGAUUUAAUUAACAACAGAUCGUUUCCGAUGGAACUUCACAUGGUUUUUUAUAAAGAAGAAUAUGGUAGUAAAGAUAAUGCAACGAAUCACAAUGAUGGUUUAUCCGUGUACGAUUUUAAUAACACGGCUUAUUCGGACAUUGUCGAACAUUUGCAUUUGGUACGUGAACCGCACACAUCGAAAUUAAUAAAAAUUCCAUUGACUUUGGAUGAUUUACUACCCUCGAACAAACACCUUUACUACACGUACAACGGUUCUUUAACGACGCCGCCAUGUUACGAAGUUGUCACGUGGCUUACAUUCAAAGAACCUAUACCGUUAUCGCAUUUUCAGAUGAACGAAUUUAGAAAUUUAAAAUCACAAGAUGGCGAAUUGGUUGAUAAUUUUCGUCCGGUUCAACCCAUUGGAAAUCGUACAAUUUUUUUCAACGUCGGUGAAAGGCCCGUACAUUUUAAUCAAUACGAGGAUUAUACAAAUGGAAAACAAAAGAAUAUCGGUUCGAAUUAUAUACCGUCUCUAUUAUUAUUAUCAUUAUUAUUAUUAUUCGUUUCGUUUGUUAUCAACUAA
Pediculus humanus corporis (human body louse) is the source of this 780-nucleotide messenger RNA. RefSeq names its product carbonic anhydrase, putative. Lineage: Eukaryota; Metazoa; Arthropoda; Insecta; Psocodea; Pediculidae. The record is from RefSeq and is a predicted model, not a curated record. Gene Ontology annotation, molecular function: carbonate dehydratase activity; zinc ion binding. The coding region runs from base 1 to 780 and encodes 259 amino acids. The transcript has 4 exons. Gene Ontology annotation, cellular component: cytoplasm.